This is a messenger RNA of Megalops cyprinoides (Indo-Pacific tarpon), 2001 nucleotides long. RefSeq names its product PABPN1 like, cytoplasmic (gene pabpn1l). NCBI's taxonomy places the organism in Eukaryota, Metazoa, Chordata, Actinopteri, Elopiformes, Megalopidae. The transcript is spliced from 6 exons. The coding region runs from base 260 to 1015 and encodes 251 amino acids. Gene Ontology annotation, molecular function: RNA binding. The record is from RefSeq and is a predicted model, not a curated record.
CUUCCCCUCGUCAGAAGUAAAUGCGAUUUCAAUGGUCUGUUUCCUCCCCAAAUGAAAAGCCCAAGUUUACAGGCGACAUCCAGACCUACGCUGCGUAAAUUCGCACAUAAAAGACGUAUUUAUCCUGUUCGGAAUAUCCCUGUUGCACUGGCGUAUCUCGCGGUGUAACCCGUCCUAUCGGGAAUCGAUCAGGGGAAAAAGGGACGGGUGGAAGCGGGGGCUGUUACAGGCAUGGUUUUUGGAGCCUGCUGAGUUUGACAUGGCGGAGCAGAGACACGAUACACUGCGGCUUCUAGACGUGGAGUUCGCGAAAGAUCAUAGCGUUGAGGACCCUGAGCUGGAGGCCAUUAAAGCCCGGGUGCUGGAGAUGGAGGAGGAGGCGGACAAGCUGAGAGAGGUGCAGUACGACCCGGAGAAGCAGCUUCUCUGUAGUCCCCAGGCAGGGUUGUUCUACACUAUGACACAUGAAGAGAGGGUGGAUGCUGACAACAGAUCGGUCUACGUAGGCAAUGUGGACUAUGGAGCAACAGCGGAUGAGCUGGAAAUCCAUUUCAAUGGCUGCGGCCCUGUCAAUCGAGUGACCAUUCUGUGUGACAGAUUCACUGGCCAUCCUAAAGGGUUUGCAUAUAUCGAGUUUUCGGACAGGGACUCUGUGCGGACAGCUAUGACCCUGGAUGAGACCCUCUUCAGGGGCAGAGUCAUAAAGGUGUUGCCGAAAAGGACGAACAUGCCUGGCAUCAGCACCACCGACAGAGGGAGCCUUCGAGGGGGGCGAUCUCGCGGACGAGGUUUCCGGGCGUCCAGAUUCAAUGGUUUUCAGGGCAGGUAUCGCUGCCGUUCCACCAGGUCGGCUCUGCCACGCCCCUACGCCCCACCAUCUGGGAAGAGGCCCUGGGGAGCCCCGGAGCACCGUGAACAGGGAGCCAAACGGCACUCCUGCCUCCUGCUGAUAACCCCGCCUACUGACGACUCCGGCCCUGGCCCCAGCAGAACUCAACACCAGCAUCAGCCCUGACCGACCUCAGAAAGGAGGCUCUUGGAUGUUUCAGUGUUUUAUUCGCCCAUCGAAGUAAGUGUGAGCUCAGAUGGCCAGCUGCUUUGUCCCAUACUCUCUCACUCUCUCUCGGUUUAAAUCAAGUCAAAGCUGUGUAGACCUCCACUUGAACGCAAUGCCUGCCUGUUCUGAGCUAAAAUGCGUUGAAUGUUGUUCAUUGAGUCUCUGAGGCGUGGGGAGAAAGCAAGGAAGCGAGCGAGCAAGCAAGCAAGCAAUCAAUCACGAAAGCAAGGAUUUAAGUUGUCUUCAGACUGAAACUGUGUACAGGACUUCCUGGACCUCGAGCCUGUCUGUAAAGCAUGAUCCAGUGACUUUUCCCACGCUGACAACCCAGCAACCCAAUAGUCAGUUUUUUUGAAAGUGAAUAAGUCAUUUACGUUGUUGUCAUUACAAAGGCGUUACUAUGAGAGACUACACCACUGCCUCCUCUUUUUCCUUGUUUUACAUCCUCCCAAAAUUCAUCCAUUUUUGUCUCUUUUCAGGAAGACUAGAAGUUCAGCCAUUGUUCUGGCCUUACCAAAACAUAAGUUUGUGGGGUGAAGAAAAUAAAGUAAAGAUGUUUUAUUUCUUGUGUGAACACAAGCACUCGUGGGUGUUACUGUACGAUCUCAGCAAAAAGAAUGCUGCAGAAUUUAGGAGCACAGCAUUGUCUCUUGGAGAGCAGGUAUAUCCAAAUUUAUCUCACUGGGCGUUUGGUAAAUUCAGUUAUGUAAACCAGGAGAUAAGUCUACUGUUUCAAUUUUGUGUUUACAUUGUAUUCUUUAAAAAAUUGAAAAAUAUCAGUAUUUAGAGGCAGUGGGGCAAUUGUGCCUUGGAGUUCAAGUGAUUGUCAGAUAUUUUUGUUUUGUUACUUUGUGAAGAGUGAUGUUCUGUGUUCAUAAAUUCAUUGUAUAUAUUUCAUACAGAAUUUCUUUACUGAAAAAUGUGAAUAAUAAAAAAUAAAACAG